This is a messenger RNA of Dentiscutata heterogama, 1081 nucleotides long. Lineage: Eukaryota; Fungi; Glomeromycota; Glomeromycetes; Diversisporales; Gigasporaceae. The record is from the annotation of a GenBank genome assembly.
AUGCGACGUAACAGCAAUAACUCUCACAAUAUAGUUGUUUCUACACCUGCUAGUGUUCAUAAAGCAAGUGGUUUAAAAUUUUCACGAUCGUCUGCUUCGAGGAAGAAUUCGAGUAAUAAUACCCAAUUUUCUGACAAAGAUAUGACUCCUCCAAUCUUGACGAGCAUAAAUCAACCCGUAUCUGAAAUUAAACAAAAUGUGGCUAAACGUUUUAGCUUGAAAGUAAGCCCUAAAAUACCUAAAUUUAUCAGAUCCUCUUCAAGUUCUUCGACAAAAUCUAGGAUAUCGGUAUCAACAUUAAAUAAUGAUAAUCAUUUGAUUAAUCAAUCUGAUUCCUUGAACAAAUUUUCUUCGUCUCCUACUAAACUUUCAACUGAGUUACCACCACAAAAUUCUCCGAAUUCACUAUACGUUGCUAGGACUGGUAAUGCUUCUGAUGUAUUGAAAUCAUCAAAUGAAGCUCAAGAUACUUGUUCAAUUUCUGAAAAUUGGGAAACAAUUACUCAGAACGAUUAUAAGAAUUCCUCUGAUGAACGUAAUGAAAAUAAUGAAAAAAAUGGUAUUGAUCAAUCAUUAAUAUUUACUUCCGACCCGAUACCGAACAAAAAGCAUGGUGGCGCUCCUUUAUUAAUAUCUAAUAUUGGAAAAACGUCGUCUUCAACUACAAAGGCUCAAAAAAAGAAUGUUAAGGCUGGUUCAAAAUCUUUACCUAGAAAUCUUUUUAGGUUUAUUAAAAAAGAUAAACCUCCUGAAAUUGUUACUAUUCCUUCCCUUUCUCCUCCUUCCGUCACUUAUGUUUCUCCUCCUCCUACUAUCCCCCAAAAACCUAAAAAGAAAAGAGGUUCUCAUCCAAGAAGUGGUAGUUUUUAUUCUACAAAACAAACUUUAGCUAAUGCUUUAUUACGUAGAGUACGUAAUAGACCUGUUUCUGUGUCAAAUAUUAAUGAAGAUGUAUUAACAUAUACAAGCUUUCCGGAUCCUGAUCCGGAAGAUUACGUUAACAUAUAUACUUGGGAUUUACCUGACUCAAUAUCGGCAACUGAAGCUGCUGGUGGUGUAUUACAGAUGAUCGAAUAUGAUG